Porites lobata is the source of this 5646-nucleotide messenger RNA. Lineage: Eukaryota; Metazoa; Cnidaria; Anthozoa; Scleractinia; Poritidae. The record is from the annotation of a GenBank genome assembly.
AUGUUACUAGCGGUGAGAACACGAACUUUUUCCAGCAUCUUUAACAGGCAUUUGAAGAAUGGAAGCCUGACAUUUGCUGCUUGCUCGCACAGCCGGGCGAACGUGGAAAGCGAUAACGUUCAUGUGCUCAACAAAGCUUACUCUCGAGACAAUAUGACCAACAUAACCACGAGCAUUUUAGCAAAAGUCGGGAGAAAUCUCCAUCACCAAAAAAAUCAUCCUCUGGGAAUUUUAAGGAAUAAGAUUCAAGAACACGUUUAUGCUGCAUACAGAACGCGCUGGGGUGGACCGAUGUUUACCAUGGUGGAUUACUUGUCACCAGUAGUGACGGUAGAACAGAACUUCGAUAGCUUGUUAGUCCCCAAAGAUCACGUUAGUCGCGCGAAGAAUGAUAACUUUUACAUUAAUUCGGAGUUUCUGCUCCGGGCACACACUUCAGCGCAUCAGAGAGACAUGAUCAAGAGCGGAUUGGAUGCAUUUUUGCUGACAGGUGAUGUGUACAGGAGAGAUGAAAUUGACUCUUGUCAUUACCCAGUGUUUCAUCAAAUGGAAGGUGUUAGGUUGUUUUCUCAGCAUGAGUUGUUCGCACAAUACAAGGUGAACAUAUCUUGUUUUACAAUAACAGAGUGAUUUCUUGCACGCUGAUUGGUUGAGAGCUAUGGUGGAUAAGAGUACAGACGAUAGAAAUGAUGUGAUGGUGUGGCAAUUUGUUUUUCAUAUUCUUGCACAUUCAAUUUUCCCAGAAACUGUCAAAAACUGUCAAUGUUAUUGUAAAAAACAAAUAGACAACAAUUCUGUUCUCUUAUCAACCAUGUAAAGUACAGACCAUGGAAAAUAGACCUUGUCACGGUUUUCGACGCCGUCUUGACGAGUAGGCUGUUCUGAAAAAAGUAUCAAUCGUUAACUAAAGCUACAAAGCAAAGGAUUGUCCUAAAAAAUUUUGGGGGCGUACCUGUGCUUAAAUUUCUCCAGAGGCUUGCGUUAGAUUUUCCAUAUAUUUCCAUAUAUUUCCCGGGACUUUCUUACAGACAAAUGUAUAGAAAAUUUUAAAAAGUGGUUAUAGGUCUUCAAGUGCAUGUAACGCCCACAAAUUUUUUCAGGAGAAUCCUUAGGAAUGAAGCUUCAGUUUACAAAUCAUAUUUUUUUCAGAACAGCCGUUCUAUGGAAAUUAUUCGACAUUAGAUUCUCAUACAAACACUGUAAUUUCUCACGCGUUUGCCUACUUUUCAAGAUGGCGUCGAAAACCGUGACAAGGUCUAUUGUGGCUGAUUUGUUAAUUACCCUGUAUCUAGUGAUCAGGUGUCUCAACAGCAUAUAAGGUGUAAAAAAAUAGCAGUGAGCAUAGGGGGCAGGGGUUGAUUGGGAGAGGGAAAGGUGUGGGAGAGAUGUGGACAAAACAUCCAUGCUGCUAUUCCAGGGACUACUAGUGUGACAUCAUGAAAUGUUAUGUCCAUAGACUCUCCCUACUGGUUUUAAACUGCAAAACAGUUGUUUUGCUUUGAUGAUGAUGUUGUUGCUGUCGUUCUCAAAAUCUGUCUUUGUAGGGUGCAAAGUGUCUGCCUGAAAUUCUCGAACCAGGUGUGCAAGCCUCGCUCUAUUAUUUCACCCUUGCUCCAGACCUUUUGUUUGAUAAGUGCUUGCAUUUGUGACCUAAUCCUUAACCAAUACCUCUCUCCCUGGUCUUACUCUAUAUUUUUUAACCCUCAAUACAGACCUUUUCUUGGACAAGUGCUUGUAUUCUUGACUAAAGCAAAUCUAUAAAUAAUAAUGCCUGUUUUUCAGUCUACACUCCUUCCUCAUUUGCCAUGUUCUUUUUUCCUCCUCUCCCCUUUCAAUCCUUUUAAAUUCUUCGCACAUUGUUUGGGUUUAAUCACCAAGAAAUAAUGAAGGGAUCUUAAUGGACCUAACUGACCCUUGAUCACACUUAAAUAUCUCUCUUUGCUUUGCAAGCCUUUAGCGCAGAAGGGAAAAUAGAGUAAAAUAUAAGGUCACCCUUUCCUUUAGCGUUAACACCGUGGUUAUUUGUUAGGAACAAAUGUGGCUAAAACUUUCAAAGAAAAAACAAAACAGAAUAAAAUAAUCCUGAGAAUUCUAUGGAUGAAUAAAAUGACCCACUAACUGAGGACACUCGCUGGCACAUAAACUCUGUUUCUUAGAAUAACGUAACUUAUUAUUUUAAAAUUUUGCUUCUUUAAAAAAAAUAAAUAUUGCUCAUGCAGUUUGGUUGUUAUUGCCAGUAUCGUCAGUGGCCAUACUGUCACAUGUGGUUAUAGGGUCUGUAACUCAUGCAAAUCGUACUUCAUUAAUUUUUCUGUACCUGUUUUGUUUGUGUUUUAUACAAAUUAAAGAUUGUGAAGUAUUUUUGUCCAUCUUGAAGGACCCACUAGAAAUUUUUGGCAAUGACAAGAACCAAACACCAGAGAAACAAGCCAUACACACUUUGGAAGCAGUGAAGUUAGUUGAGUACAGUCUCAAGCAGACCCUGGUGGGGAUAGUGGAGAAUCUGUGUGGGGAGGGGGUGGAGAUGAGAUGGGUUGAUGCAUACUUCCCCUUCACCCACCCCUCAUGGGAACUGGAAGUCUUGUUUGAAGGAGAAUGGUUGGAGCUUCUUGGUUGUGGUGUAAUUGCACAUGAUGUGCUAGUAAAGGGUAAGUUCAAGUAACUUUUGGUAGACACUGAAACACCAUUGAAACCUGAAGUGAAGCUGAGGACCCACAUCUCCUGUACAGAAAUGGGUUAUUCCAGAAAAAAUCCACACCCCCCUUGACGGAUGGGGUCCUUUUUUAACCCCCCCUCUCACCUGGAUUUCCUGAAGCACAAGACCCCCCCUCCCAACUGGAUUUCCAAGGUGGAAGACCCCCCCUCCCGCCUGGAUUUCCGGGAAAAAAUAAAAGGCUUAAAUUUAAUUUAUUUUUAAUGGAAAAUACACGCAAACACGUCUAAAUGUUUUUGUUUUAAUUUCUAAAGCUUCAGCUUAUAUUAAACUAAGAAUUCUAUCGCGUGGAACUAAAAACGAAAGGAGCAAAAAACAAAAAUGCGAACGACACCUGAACGAGUGUUUACAUAAUUUCUUAGCUUAUAAAAAUCACUCUUCGCUCUUCGCGCGCGGGCUCUGGGUACGAGUAGAAAUGUGUCAGGCGUUUGAUGCUCUUCGUGACAACAACGUUGCGACGAGUUCCUUCAGGCCCGUUCUUUAGUAUCUUGUUCGCGUUUUCUGCUAUAAAAGGACCUGUAAAGCAACUUAGAUUAUCAUUUAUGUCAGGUGAGAAAUAUAUGAACAAAACAUUUUGACUAUUUUCAGGGUCUGAAAGCGCUUAAGAGUGUCAUCGAACUAAACGUUUGAUUUGUAUCAACUAUCGGUCGAAAUGACCCCUGCAGAAGACUUUUUUAAGGUCAACCCCCCCUCCCGCCUGGAUUUCCGGAGUCUUCGACCCCCCCUCCCGCGAGAAUUUCCAGAAUCCCAUCCGUCGGGGGGGUGUGGAUUUUUUCUGGAACAACCCAAUACUUUUCACAUCACUGAUUUUAUUUUGCAAAGAUAAAAACUACUUUGUACAAGAAAAAAGGAAAUGUGAUACACUGACACAUCAUUCACACCUGAAACGUAAUAUUAAUGAUGAUGAGAUUUAUUUGUUAUGCAGAAAAAAUUAAUUGAAUGAAUUGAGUCUGACUAAUUAAGAUCGAUGUUUGAAUCAACCGUUGAACUUAUAUCAUUUGGGUCGAUCCAAAUAGUUACUAAGUCCAGUGCAUGAAAAGUUUGACAUUUGAACUGGGUCUUUGUGAGUUUUAACUUUGUCUUUGUGUUUAGGUGGUGCUGAGCGUAAAAUAGGCUGGGCAUUUGGAAUAGGACUUGAGCGUCUAGCUAUGAGGCUUUUCAAGAUCCCUGACAUUCGACUUUUCUGGAGUGAGGAUCCAAGGUUUAUCUCCCAGUUUGCAGAAGAUGAGGUUGUGGAAUUCAAGCCUUUUAGCAAAUACCCUCCCACCUAUAAAGACAUGGCCUUUUGGGUGCCUGAAGACUUCUCUGCCAACAAUCUGUUUGAUGUGGUCCGUGGGGUAGCUGGUGACAUUGUGGAAAAGGUAAAGUAAUCAUAAUGAUUGAAGUGAAGUGUAGAACAGGAAGAAAGAAUACCAAUCACAUGUUAAAUAGCUGAGGAAGAUUAUUGUAUAGACGCCAAGUGUUAGGGUAAAAUUCUGACAUGUGACAUGGCCUUGAAAUAAUAACAUAAGACAAAAUGAAAUGGUGACAUAACGGAGGCUGAAACUGCGACAGCGAUUAGGUAAAUUGCAAAUACAAUAGUUAAAUACCGACAGUGACGUGGCCUCCUCUUCAAUAUGCAAAACAACAACUUUGGAAAUUCAUAUGAGGGACAUGGGUUCCCUCCCCCUGUCCCACCCUUAGAAGGCCUAUGUAUAUGCCCAAUGAAAUGUCCAGCAAUUUUUAGCUCAUUUUAGGUUCUAGUCAAGUAACAAUAUGUCUUCAGUAAUGAAUAUUCCGUUUUAAAUUGAUUCAAUCUCUCAUUCUUUUAAUUGUUUAUAAGGAUUAUUUUGCCUGAAAUAAGGCAAUUGGCAUUAAACUGAGCUUACUUUUGCCACAUGUCCUCUUUGUGCCCAUAGCUUUUAUACUUGUUUAAACUUGUGAAAUCCUUUCUCUGUGAUCUGGCAGCCUUGUUGUGGGAGCCCAACCGGCAAGGUAGGCAAGUGCUCACAUUGAAAUAUAACUCCUGACAAAAGAAUAAUGUUGGACCAAACAAAAUCUUUUACCGGGAUUUUCUCGACAUCUCCCCACCUAAGUUUUCUAAUUAAAUAAUGGCACAUCUAGGGGUAGGCUGAGGUAUUAGUAAUAGGCGCUGCUACUUUAUCCCAGGGUUAAUCAGUCUCUUUACGCCUUUUUAGAUGGAGCUUAUUGACAGAUUUACACACCCCAAAACUCAGCAGGAGAGCCAGUGUUACCGAAUAACCUACAGAUCCAUGGAUAAAACCUUCACAGAUGCAGAAAUUAAUAGCAUCCAGGACUCUGUCAGAGAGGAAGUACAGAAAAGACUAAGCGUUCAGCUGAGAUAGAUUAGCAAAUUAACUGACCACUCGAUCAUACGUUGUUGAAUAUGGACGUUUAGGAUCACUUCUUACUAGCAUUAGCUGUAAACUCUAAGCAGGAUUAAAAUCUAAGUUAACAGGGCAAGCGUAUUGCACUAUAUAAACUUAACGAACUCAGUGCGGUCAAAUUUGCAGAGUUAGUGCUUGCUAGUGUAGAGGUUCGUGGGUUGAAGUUAACCUUUGAAGACAUUUGAAGAUAAGGAAGAGAGAUACCAUCUUUUGCUGAAGGUCAAUUCUUUGAUGCGCUGUCUUUGAUGUUCUACAAACUCUGGCACACAGGACUUUUCUCUCGCCUGGCCACCUGUUUUGGGGGCGACGAGGGGCGAAGAGACGGGGAUACUUGAGACUAACAGGACACUCUACUUCGUAGCUUAGAGCUUAGAGCCCCCUAACGGGUCCGGAAAGAUCACGGGGCCAGCACCCAUCGGGGACCUGCUAACUCCGAUUUGUCCUUUUUCCCACCUUCACAGCAGAAAAUUACACCUUGUUACGAGAAAGCGGCAACAGACAUCUUUUAUAGCAAUUGUCCAAAAAGGUGGUGAAAGUUGGUGGAGA